CCAGUUAAGAGGGACCGGCACAGUGCUUCCGGGAGCCGGGGGCAGCGGUCAGCACCCGCAGCCGCGGACACCUGUCGGGAAGUCUCGGACGUGAGGCCGGAGGCUCCAAUCCGUGCGAGUCCAGAUGCCAAUCCAGCCUCCAAGCAAAGAAACAGAAGAGAUGGAAGCAGAAGGUGAUUCAGCUGCUGAGAUGAAUGGGGAGGAAGAAGAGAGUGAGGAGGAGCGGAGUGGCAGCCAGACGGAGUCGGAGGAGGAGAGCUCAGAGAUGGACGAUGAGGACUACGAGCGGCGCCGCAGCGAGUGCCUCAAUGAGAUGCUGGACCUGGAGAAGCAGUUCUCGGAGCUCAAGGAGAAGUUGUUCAGGGAACGACUGAGUCAGCUGCGGGUGCGGCUGGAGGAAGUAGGGGCUGAGCGAGCACCCGAAUACACAGAGCCUCUAGGGGGGCUGCAGCGGAGCCUCAGGAUUCGCAUUGAGGUGGCAGGGAUCUACAAGGGCUUCUGUCUGGACGUGAUCAGGAACAAGUACGAGUGUGAGCUGCAGGGAGCCAGGCAACACUUGGAGAGCGAGAAGCUGCUGCUGUAUGACACCCUGCAGGGGGAGCUGCAGGAGCGGAUCCAGAGGCUGGAGGAGGACCGCCAGAGCCUGGACAUCAGCUCAGAGUGGUGGGAUGACAAACUGCACGCCAGAGGCAGCUCAAAGACCUGGGACACCCUGCCACCCAGCAAGAGGAAGAAGGCACCCCUCGUUUCUGGCCCCUACAUCGUGUACAUGCUGCAGGAAAUUGAUAUCCUAGAGGACUGGACGGCUAUCAAAAAGGCUAGGGCAGCCGUGUCCCCUCAGAAGAGAAAGUCAGAUGGACCAUGACCCUGCUGUUCACAGCCGAGGGGCCCCUCGGAGCAACUGGCACCAAACCCAGGAUUUGCGUUUUCUGCUGCAGAAAGGCAGACUGACAAGCCCCGCGGGUCUGCCCGGCCAGCCCUCCAGUGCUGCUGCUGGGCCCUCCCCUCCAGCCAACACUGGUCUGGACUCCUCCUCUGCCCCUCCCUGGGGCCUGGCCAUCUGUGGGCCACCCCAGCCAGGCAAGACUGUCUCCUCCAUCCCAGACCUGCCCCCUACCUCCCCCUCCUGAAGGUCAGCCUCCUUGGUCCCCUCCCUGACAAAGAAGACAUGCCUUGUCUUAAGCCAAAGCACAUCCUUCCUGCUGACCUUGGACUGGCCCCCCCCCCAUCACCGAGCCCUUGCUUCAUGGGAACUCUGAGCCAGAAAUUACAUUUUGGAGGCCUGUCUGUCCUGGCUGUUGCCGGUGGUGAGAAGGCAGGUUCCCCAGAUCUUCUCAAGAUGGUCCUUGGUGCCUGCCUCCCAGAUUGUGGGGACUGGAAUUAAAACCUUUCCUGGGACUCUA
Hipposideros armiger (great roundleaf bat) is the source of this 1403-nucleotide messenger RNA. RefSeq names its product BRMS1 transcriptional repressor and anoikis regulator (gene BRMS1). The record is from RefSeq and is a predicted model, not a curated record. The transcript has 10 exons. The coding region runs from base 125 to 865 and encodes 246 amino acids. Lineage: Eukaryota; Metazoa; Chordata; Mammalia; Chiroptera; Hipposideridae.